AUAUACCGAUGGGGACUCAUGGGAACAAUGUUUUCUUAUUGUCUUGUAGUUCAUAUUUUGCCAUACCUGUCGCUAAAGUCUCAUACGCUACGAGCAAAAAGUGGUGAAUAACCUUAAUGUUUAUAUUUUAUCAGAAAUUUAUCGAUUUCAAAUAUGGAUAGUGAUAAUGAUUCUGAUGGAGCUAAUAUUUUGAGUGAUCUUUUAUCAAACAGUGAUGUAGAAGAAAAUGGAUCUACAAAAACUAAAACUAUUAAAGAAAUGGACUAUAAUUUUUUGGAUUCUAUAUCUAAUAAUGCAUGUAUUGACAAAGUAGAUAAUAGUAAGUGCAACGCUAGUAAUCCGAAGCCAAAUAAUACUGAAAAUAUUGACGAACUUUUCGGUGAUAAUAUUGAUUCUUCAGAUGAUGAAGACAAACGUUAUUUUGAGGAACAAAAGUAUUCUGAAUAUGGACGUAAUAUAAAACUUUUAUUAAAGAAAGAUGAAGUAAAAAAGAAAGAUACUUGUACACCAUAUGAAAAAGAUAGUAGAUCGCUUGCUGUUAAAAGUAUUACAUCAAACAAUAAUAUUACAAAUUUAUCACCUGUGCAAAAUAAUGUUCAUUGCGAUCCUUUUUUUGGAAUAAGAAUUGUUAAUCCACUUAUAUCUUUUAAACAAAUGAGAGAACAAAUGAAUGGUAAAUCAGCUAUAACAGUCUCUAAAAUUAAAACAUGUAUAAUAUCAGGUACAUUGUCUAAUGAUUGGGUAAUAGCUGGAGUAUUAAUUAACAAAUCACCUACUAAAACUUCACAAAAAGGUUCAUCAUAUAGUAUAUGGAAAAUUACUGAUUUAUCUGAAAACAUGGCAACAGUUUCUAUUUUUUUAUUUAGUGCUGCUUAUAAAACAUUUUGGAAAACUACUCUUGGUACUGUAAUUGGUAUUCUAAAUCCAAAUAUUAUGGAAUCUAAGGAUCAAAUUGAUCAAGCAACAUUGUCUAUUGAUACUCCUCAAAAAAUGUUGAUCAUUGGAAAAUCAAAAGAUAUGGGAAAAUGCAAGUCAACAAAGAAAAAUGGAGAACCAUGUACUGCUAUUGUAAAUAUUAAUCGAUGUGAAUUUUGUGUGUAUCAUGUCAAACAAGAAUAUAAAAAAUGUUCUAAACGAGCAGAUUUAGGAUCAAACAAUAAUGUUCGUGGAUUUUCAUCCGAUCUUCCUAAAAGUAAAUCUCAACAAACUUCACGAUUUUUCAAUAGUAAUGGUAUGCAACCAUUUACUCCAAUUCGUGCACAGGAAAGUGUCAAAUUACGUACGCAUGAUCAAAAACGUUUAGCUCUUCUUUCUGAAGUGGAUUAUGAUAAAUCUAAAUCUAAUAAAAAUAACACAGAAAUAAAAAAAGGUAUCAUUUCUGUAGAUUUACAAUAUAAUCAAAAAGCAAAAGAUUAUGAAAAAAUAAAUAAAUUAAAAGUUUGGAAUAGUAAUAAACAAUUAAAGAUGGAAUUAGUACCAUCAUCUUCACAAUCCACAAGUAUUGAAAAUGGAAGUCGUACUAUUACAGAAAAUAAAGAAAAGAAAAUGAUAAAUACAGGAAUAUCUUUAUUAUCAACACCACGUUUAGGUAUAGGUUGUAAUAAUGGUAAAAUUGAUUUUUCUCAACCAAUUACUAAAAGACAAAUUGAUAUUGCAAAAAGAAAUGCAAUUAAAUGGGUUCAACAGAAUGGUAUAAUUAAGCCCAAAAAUCCAAAUAAGAUAAGCUUGGAAAAGGGAGAAAAAAGAGGUACCAAACGUACAAGAGAAAUUAUUGAACACAUGGAAGAAACACAAGAAUCAAAAAAGUCUAAUUCUUUACCAAAUAAUUUUAAGAAAUUAAUGGAAACUAAAUCUGUGCAUGUAGAUCUCAUAGAAAAAUCAUAUGAAAAAGAACAAGAAAAAUAUUUCAAUAAAUUAGAAAUAACAGAAAAAAUGGAAAAAAAGAUGUUAUCAACCUUUAAAAUAGAAUGCAAAGCUGUAAGAUGUUUAAUAUGUAAAUACACUGCAUUUUCAAGUUCAGAUUUUUGUAAAAAACAAAAACAUCCACUUCGUGUAAUAAAUGCUAUUAAAAGAUUCUUUAAAUGUUCAGAUUGUGGUAACAGAACAGUUAGUCUUGAAAAACUACCUCUACAUAGCUGUACAAAAUGUAACAGUUCAAAUUGGUUACAAGCUGCAAUGAUGGAUGAAAGAAAAACUAAUAUUAUUACAACAAAUUUAUCUGUGCGUGGUGGUGAAGAAAAGUUUUUAGGAUCAUCAUUGACAAAUGCUGAUUUAAAUCUCUUAGUCCCAAAAACGGAUUAGUAGAUAUAAACUUUAAAACUUAUAAAAAGUAUCAACAGAUGUAUAGAAAAAUUACAAUGUAUUUUUAGCAUUUUUAUAUACAUAUGUAUUAAGAUCCAAUUUCAGGAAAUACAUAUUUUUCAUAUAA
This is a messenger RNA of Vespula vulgaris, 2428 nucleotides long. RefSeq names its product protein MCM10 homolog (gene Mcm10). The record is from RefSeq and is a predicted model, not a curated record. Gene Ontology annotation, molecular function: single-stranded DNA binding; DNA replication origin binding. Bases 154 to 2301 code for a protein of 715 amino acids. Gene Ontology annotation, cellular component: nucleus; replication fork protection complex. The transcript has a single exon. NCBI's taxonomy places the organism in Eukaryota, Metazoa, Arthropoda, Insecta, Hymenoptera, Vespidae. Gene Ontology annotation, biological process: DNA replication; DNA replication initiation.